AUGGGCGACUUCCAAGAAAGCAAUAUCUUUCAGUAUAACCAAGAUUUUGAUGAAGACCUUGCAGAAGUCCUAUUUAAUGGACGUAGAUCUGCUCCAUUCAUAUCAAGCAGUGACUGUCUUUGUUAUGUCACAGAAAACGAAGAUAUGGGACAGCACACAAGUAGACUUCGGUUUAUUUAUAACGCUCCUUUUGAUGUCUUUGGAGACAAUCAUCUCAGUGGAAUUGGUAAUUAUGGUGGUGCUAACGGCGGUGCUGGGGCUGGUAUUGGUGGCGGUGUUGGGGGUGGUAUUGGUGGCGGAGCUGGUGAAGAUGGAGGUUUGGCGCGAAGAGCAAAAUUGUGGAGGAUGUUUUUGGCUUGGUCUAAAAAACUAAGAAAGAAACAUAGACGCCAUUGUAGAAAAUAA
Messenger RNA from Lactuca saligna, 405 nucleotides. The record is from the annotation of a GenBank genome assembly. Lineage: Eukaryota; Viridiplantae; Streptophyta; Magnoliopsida; Asterales; Asteraceae.